UGACUUCAGUAUCCACCUUCAAUCGCUUUGCUAUUUUACAUUGAAGCUCGUGAUCUGUGUGAUCAGCUGAGAGUCAUAUGACUAUAUCAAAGAUCUCUGCAACAACAUCAUGGUUAUUUAGGUUCUGCAUCAGUGCUGUCUUCCCCACGCCCUUCAUUCCAGCUACUCCAAUGGUUUGUAUUUUGCUGCUUUUAAGCAGAUCUACAAUAUUUUCGAAUGCACUUUGGAGAGUCUUAUACCCCAUGAUUUCAGGAGCAUAAAAAACUUUUAAGAUUCGAUCCGGUGGUUUAUCAACUGUACAAUCCACAGAAUUUCCCUUCUCUACGAGUUGUUGAACGUCUUUAAGUCUUUUCUCAAUCUCUGGGGAUAGAGUUGGAUGCUUCCAAGACCAAGUUGAAGUUUCAUAUUUGGCAAUCAAAUGACGAGUUUCAGCAGCUACCUCAAACACCUUUGCAGACCAUAAGCGAUAAGCACUUGAGGUAUCUUUGUGUCUGUUUCCCUGAACUUCCUUCUCUUUAUCUUCUUUCAAUGCAAGUAGUCCUUGCAGUUCUUGCUUCAGAAGUUCAAAGUUCUCUCCCGAAUUUCUUACAGAUACCAACCUGCUUGCUAGGGCUUCUCCUCCAACCUGCUUUGCUACCUCUGUUGCCAAAUCUCCGAGAUUGGAAGCAAUGUUUCCGAAACCAGCCAUGAUGAUUAAAUGCCUAGAUCAAAUGGCACAAAAACAUAUGUUAAGCACACAACACUAGAACUUGAAUUAUCGUGGGAUUGUGAAAGAAGUGAAACAGAACACAAAACUUGAAUUAUCAUAGAGUAUUCUUAAUUCAAUUACAUACAUAUUAGAUAUAUGCCUCUGUCUAACAGCACAAACUUCUGGCAUAAUUGAUCAAAAGAAGAAAUUUCGGCAUAUGAAUUAUUGUGCACUCACAGUGUGAUUCAAUCAAAGUAGUUAUAGUGAGCAGUUAAGGUUAAAAUUUUUCAUAUAUAUACCUGACAAAUACGUUUAGCAAGAAAAAUGAUAAGCAGCUAUUCAAUUCUUAGCGGAAUACAGCUUGUUUAGAAUGAAUGAAACGAAAACACUUAACAUGGAUGAGUUAAACUUCUGAUUGCAUGUGAAGAACUUACGGUUACUGAAACAAACAAGCGCAGAAUGAGUUUGCCACGUUGAAGUAGUCUAGUGAAGCUUAGCCGAGAUCUAGAAUCCAGGUGCAGGUUCAGGUCCACUGCUACUUACAAAACGGAAACCAGAAGAAGAAAAUGGCGGAAGCAAUCACACGAUUACGGAAGAAUAUACCCUGUAGUAAUAAAAUUUUCCAAAAGAAGUGGUUAAAUGUUAACUCAAGUCAAGUCAACUUACCAGGUAGCUUCCGAGAAAUGUCAUUGAGUGCUUCAAAGGUUCGUAUUUUUCCACGGCUUCUCCUUAUUAUAUAUCAUUAGUCGUUCUCAUUGUUUUUUGAGUAGCUGGAGUAAGAAAUCGUGGACAUUUCUUUCUUCACUAUUUCACAUUGACUUGACUGAUGCGAGGACUCUAAAAUCCCUAACAAGUCUUCUUCUUGGCACUUGGUGAGUCUCUGGAGGGGAGAUCGUAAUCCUGAUUCCUAACUUCGAUGGCUUAGCUCGGAUCAGAAGAACAGCUCUUCAAUUCUAUUUGGUACACUUGCGUCUCACAUAUACUAGUAUUCUUCAUUUCUUUGUUACUGCUAGUUACUUAUGUUGCAGCAUUUAAUUAAUCCUUACAAGAAGAAAUAAAUCUUCUUAUGCCGAAUUCUUUUUCAAAUGAACUGAGAUGUAAUUUAGCGGAAGCCUUUGUACAUCACAGUCAUGCAAGUUAACAACCGGGUUAUAAUCUUUCAUAAUAUUUUAAAAUAUUUGUUCUAUUUAGAUAGUAUUAACUAUCUAGUCAGAUUAAUUUCUACUAUAUAAUAACAAAAAAGAGUCUAUGAUAAUAUUUCUUGUUGCUUGGCACUCCUUACAGGGCACUAGCAGAUACUAAGUUCCAACAUGAGCAAAGCAGGUGCUACUCCCAAAACAGAAUCUGAAGGGGCCUCGGCUUCUCAGAUUAGAACUUUGACGAGCUUGCAAUCAACAAUUUCCUCACUUGAAUUGAUAAAUAGUUUGAGGAGGAAGAGGGAUUUGAUGAGCCUCUUGUGUAGUUACCCGCUGGACAUGAGAGUGAUCUUUGAUGAUUUCAUAUCAAAGCCAUAUUGUGAGAGCAAGCUGCCGCUUAAACUAGAAGGACUUCUUCCAAAGGAGAUAAUAAGGGAUGCUGAAAAUGGUGAUAGGUCCGGCUCCAACUUCAUCUUCGGUGAUGCCAACUUGGACUUCAUUCCAGAAGCUAUUCUCGAUAUGGCUGCUGAUCUUGCUGUCCACCAACUCAUGGAAACAUUGAUUUCCAUUUGUAAAAGCAAAAAUCCAAAGCAUGCAAAAUGCAUCAGGUUAUCAACAAGAAGUGAUGUUGAAAAGAGAACAGUCAUGGAAAAAGUAACUGCAGCCUUGAAUGACAAGCAUCAUUCACUUGACAUUCUUAAUUCAUUUCAUGGACAUCUGACUAUUGAUGCCACCGGAUAUCCAACUUCAGAAGCAGAGAAGGAACUUAAGCAACAUAUCUGUCAACUACUUCAGCUUUCAACUAUUAAAUACGAUGACAUCUUGUGCACCCUACAGAUUGAAGACGAGAUGUCAAGAAGCAGGUAUCUAGUAAUUCUUGUAGAUAGGGAUGGUGAGGAAAUUGUUGAUCCACAAAAAGUGGGACUUUAUGGUACUCUACUGACAGGAGUUUUGGUACUCAUUACCACUGACUCACCAUCAUCUCAACAGGCUAAAGAAGGAGGAUUGAAGGAUGGGUUAGUGAACUUGGAAAUACGGACAAAAGAACAUUUGCUGCCAUGGGUGGUCUUCUGUGACACUGCGGGGAAGGAGUUUGUAUAUUCAUCAGAUGCCAUCCUGACAACUGCAGUGCGCAUAGUUGAGGAGUGUCGUAGCCACCUUCAUGCAAUUCUCCUCGUGGCAAAGUGGUUGAAGAAUCAUCAAGAUGUCAGAAUGUGGGAACUUGCUCUCCACAAAUUACAAUUUACUAAUCCUUCACACGAUGUCAUCAAUUUUCAUGGUUUGAACAGCAUCAUGAUAAACACAUUCCUAAACUUAAUAUGGGAUGGCAUGAAUAAGACACAACAGAAUUGCCUCCUGAGCUGUUCAGGCAUUCCCAAAAUUAGAGAUGGCAUAGUUGAUCAUGAAUUGAUGAAUCACUGGAUGUCUUCUCUUUUUGUGGAUGCGGGAGAAACAGAAAAGAACCUAAGACAGCUAGUGGAAAAUUCCAUCUUUCUUCAAUUCGACGGUGUUGGAGGCAGGUAUAUUUGGUUACCAGAAGAAACCUAUCAAAUGUUAGAAUGGAUAUACACCUUAUACCCAUUGUUCAUAGAGAAAUCGAACCUAGGAUUGACUGAACCACCCAACACUGACAAAUGGCAUAAUGCUGUACGAAUUGAAUUAGCAGGCAAUAAAAUCUCUGAGCUACCAGAGUCCCCAGAUUGUCUGCAACUCAAAGUUUUGAUGCUGCAUCGCAAUGCUGAUUUGACAAAAAUACCAUCUUCAUUUUUUUAUCACAUGCCUCUGCUUUGCAUCCUGAACUUAUCCUACACUAGUGUAAGAGAACUGCCAUGUUCCUUGUUCUUUCUGGAGCAGCUUAGAGAACUAUAUCUGAAAGGUUGUGAAUGCUUCAUGAAAUUGCCACCUGAAAUCGGAAAUUUGGAGAAGCUUGAGAAGCUUGAUCUUGAUGAGACUCAGAUCACACAUCUGCCAAAAGAGGUCCAGAAGUUGACCAAUAUUCAAAGCUUGACCCUCUGCUUUUAUGAAUAUCAUGUUAAGAAGAACAUGCCAUAUUCCUGCUCAAUGAUUAUUCCUUCUGGCGUGCUAUCUAAACUCAACAGGUUGGAACAUUUGUGUAUUGGUGUAAACCCUGAUGAUGCGCGGUGGAAUAAAAAUAUGCAAGUCAUUCUACCAGAAAUAUUGGGAUUAGAGUGUUUGCAAACUCUCAGCAUUUAUAUCCCACAACUGGAACUUUUGAAGCUCAUACCAGCCCGCAUUUUUGAACUUGAUUUCAGGUUCAUUGUUGGUUGUCAUAUGCAGCGGAUUAUAUCAAGCAUACCACCUGCCACUGAUGUGGAAUUUAAACAAAGUGACUGCAGCUUAAAAUUUGUAAAACGUGAGGGUGUCACAGAUGAAAUCAAAAUGCUUCUUAGACACAGCAAAGCUCUUUUCUUGGAUCGGCAUUUCACCUUAAAGAGUCUAACUGAAUUUGAAAUGAAAAAUUUAGAGCAACUACGUGUGUGCAUAUUGGCAGAAUGCAAAGAAAUGCAAACAAUUGGUGGAGGAGGUGACUUAGAUGAUAAUAUUGAUAUGCUUCCGCAUCUGCUAUUCUUAAGUAUAUUCCAGAUGAAGAAUCUAAGAAGCAUCUGGGAAGGCUCAACUCCUCCUCACUGCUUAUUUGGUAUGUUGCAGUCUUUGUCAUUGCAAAGUUGUCCCAAGUUAACGACUCUCUUCUCUUUGGAUUUUCUGGGAAAUCUUUCUUUGUUGAAGGAGCUCAUGGUGAAAGACUGUCCCAAAUUAAGUACACUAAUAAGCUAUAAGCCUUUUUCUUAUACAUGUAACCCCAGUGCCGAUACUUUCCUCCCUAAAUUGAGCAAGUUAUGGCUUCUCCAUCUUCCUGAAUUGACCAGCAUUUCGAGUGGGUUGGGCAUUGGACCUGGUUUAAAAGAAGUAGGAUUUUAUGGUUGCCCAAAGAUGCGUAAUCUUUCAAGGAAGGAAUUGGUAAGCAGAGCACUAACUGUAAUCAAGGGACAAACAAACUGGUGGAAGGCGCUAGAAGGUCGACCGUCUACAUUUGAUCAGGUUUUUUCCCCAAUCCAUGAAGAGGCGGACUUGAUGACUCAAUUAGGUACGCCAUUACAGCACACGGGGUUUGCAACUCCAGCAUCAAAUUCACCAGCUUCAAGUGGCAAGGGCCUCAAAAACAAGAAGGAUCCCAGGUUCUCCAACCUUAGAAUAUCAAUACCUAAACUCCGAUCUGCCGUUCUUUCAAAUAAAUUCUCCAGAGAGAUUCGAUACAGAGGGAUUUUGGAGAGGCCCUGGGGCCGUUACACGUCCCAGGUUUGCGAACCUGGCAAGAACAGCAUCUGGCUCGGCACCUUUGACCCUGCUGAAGAGGCCGCAGGUGCCGACGACGCAACAGCACGUGAGUUCCCCGGCCAUAAGGCCAAAACCAAUUUCCCCAGCCAGAGUAGUAUCCUCUACUCCAACACCUUCGAUGCCGCCGAGGAAUCUGCAAAUUCUGCAAAUGUUACUCAUCCCUAUGACAAGGCGACACGUGAGUUCAUGAAUCUUUACACAUCCCUAUGACAUGGCGACACGUGAGUUCAUGAAUCUUCAGCGGUAUGCUUUUCAAGUGAACUGAGCCAUGGCAAAAGAUAAGGUGCUGGAGAUGAUUGUCUCCUGAAUCAUUAGGAAAUGAAUCAUGGCAAAUGUUGUAAUGAUAUAUCUCUUAAGGGAUAACUACAUUACUGAAGCUUAGAGAUUAAGCAGUAUCAUUCAUAAACCUAACUACUAGCUGGUAUAUCAGAUCCAUACAUGAUGAAAGUAAUGGAUUUUCCAUGCAUCAUGAACAUUAAAUCUUUGGAAUUUCCACUGGUGGCUGAAUCAUGAAUUCUCAGCAUAUCAAUUUUGGGACAACAAUUCUGAUCCAAUUUCUAUAUCAGCAAUAUAUAAGUGAACAUAAUAAAAUCUGGCUAAAGGAGAAGUAUCUUAUAUUCUUAUUGCAAGAUUUACUUGAGUACAUUUCAAUAAGAGCGGUGUUACUGCUACUGUUAUGCUUUACGAAGGAUGAACCUUGCCGGAAGAGAGUCCCUUCCAAGC
Molecule: messenger RNA, 5904 nt
Organism: Arachis duranensis
Lineage: Eukaryota; Viridiplantae; Streptophyta; Magnoliopsida; Fabales; Fabaceae
Product: disease resistance protein RPS2
Exons: 4
Coding region: 1999-5391 (1130 amino acids)
Biological process (GO): regulation of DNA-templated transcription
Molecular function (GO): protein binding; sequence-specific DNA binding; DNA-binding transcription factor activity
Source: RefSeq, a predicted model, not a curated record